Molecule: messenger RNA, 1357 nt
Organism: Setaria italica (foxtail millet)
Lineage: Eukaryota; Viridiplantae; Streptophyta; Magnoliopsida; Poales; Poaceae
Product: pyrrolidone-carboxylate peptidase
Exons: 5
Coding region: 443-1108 (221 amino acids)
Biological process (GO): proteolysis
Cellular component (GO): cytosol
Molecular function (GO): pyroglutamyl-peptidase activity
Source: RefSeq, a predicted model, not a curated record
CGUUUUGCUUCCGCUUCCCCAGACCCCAGAAACCGCCCUCUCGCUUAUCCCACGCCGGGGGCCGGGGGUAGCUCAGCUGGCUCCCACCCCCGUCGAAUCGCCGCUGAAUCGUGGGGCCCCGCCGUAGCGCCCACGGUCUCUGUCCUGUGGGCCCGCCCGCCGGCGCGCGCGCUUUAAUAAGGGGGCAGCUGGGCGGACCCGGCUCCUCUGCUAGCCAAAGCUCUUCCUUCCGUCUGCUUCUUCCCCCACACCCACACGGCCACACCACACCCCGUCCGUCCCCGAGACAGGCCGAGAAGCAAGAGCAAAUCGUUGCACCGCACUCAACCCAGCAGCUGCAGGAGGAGGAGGAGGAGCUCCUUCGUCGCCCCCGCCCCGCUCUCUGUCCCGAGGUUCUCCGGCAGAGCCAAGGUUUCACUGCUCAAGCUGCAUAACAAGAUAGAUGGGUUCCGAGGGGCCUUCUCCGAUCACCGUUCACGUGACCGGAUUCAAGAGGUUCCAUGGAGUCGCCGAGAACCCGACCGAGAGAAUCGUGCACAAUCUCCUGUCGUUCAUGGAGAAGAGAGGGCUGCCCAAGGGCCUUGUGCUCGGGAGCUGCACUGUUCUUGAAGCGGCCGGGCAGGGUGCGCUGCGUCCGUUGUAUGAAUUGUUCGAGUCAACUGUCCUGGACCGGGAAAAUGGAUCACCGAAUCAGGGGCAAGUAAUUCUGCUCCAUUUUGGAGCCAACAGUGGUUCGCAUAGGUUUGCUCUUGAGAACCAAGCUGUUAAUGAAGCUACUUUUCGUUGCCCAGAUGAGCUAGGAUGGAAACCGCAGAGGGUGCCUAUAUUGUCAUGUGAUGGAAGCAUCUUACACUCAAGACAGACUACACUACCAGUGAAGGAAAUAAGCGAGUCUCUUCAACAAAUGGGAUAUGAUGUGGCGCCUUCAGAUGAUGCUGGUCGAUUUGUGUGCAACUAUGUCUAUUAUCACUCUCUUAGGUUUGCAGAGAAACAUGGUAUCAGGUCUCUCUUCGUUCAUUUCCCCCUCUUCUUGGCAAUUGAUGAGAAGGUUCAGAUGCAAUUUGUUGCUUCCCUUCUUGAAGUCCUCGCUUCCUUGAACUUACAGUAAUAUAAUGGUAGGUCUAUGAGUCUAUCACUACCAGUUGUGUAUUGUUCCCAAUUUAUUUAGAAGGGUAAGUUGUUCCCAAUUUACAAGUGGAGUGAAUAAGAAUGAGAAAUCAUUCAUGUCAUUAUGUGUGCUCCAAAAUGUGUAUAAAUUUUUUUUCUUCUUAGAGUGCAUCUCCAUGUGCCCCAGAUGUACAAAUAUUCAAAGCGGUCAUAUAAUGGUGCAUGUUGUUCUGAGAGCUUAUAUGUUUCA